AUGAUCAAGCCAACGGAUGAGCAGUUCUGGUCAGUGUUUCAGCAGGUCUUGUCAAUCCAUCCCACCGCGCAACUUUCUGAACUCGAUGGCGCUCUGACUCAGUCUCUCGACAUGAUGGGGUCCAACCUGGCUGGCCACCUAUCCGACGAAGAAUCCCUCCAUCAUGCGGUCUCGACCCUACUUCAUAGUCCCUUAUUCCUCAACCACAGUCAAAGAGUCACCAAUUCGAUCAUCCUCAUCCUAAUCGACCCAUCAACACCGCUCCCAUUAAUAUUCGUUGCAUGCCUCGUCCUCCUACUCAACGGCUUCGAAAAUUCCCUCUUUUUUCGCACCCUACGCACCAUCAACCUAUCUGCGCUGCACCUCACCGACUCAUCCUCUCCAAGCACUCACCUCAGCCCGUCUGCCGAACUCUCCCAGCUGAUCCCCGUCUUGCUUGCGAUCGGUACCCGAGUCGGAUUGGUCCCUUCGUCAUUCAUCAACCCUCUCUAUAACCAUUCGCAUUCAAAUCAGCAUCGUACAGAUACCAUCUCAGACUGCUCAUCUUCCAGCUCAGCCAACGAGAGGUAUGCCGAACGCAAAUUGGGACCUCUCCUUUCUGGAUUGCUUUAUGAGUUAUGUCGGGUACAAAAGCUAGAAGAUGGAACUCUGGGCUUGUUUUCGGAACAGCUGAUCGAUAAUCUAUUCCAAUUGGUUGAAUUAACUCGGGACCAAGAGGAUGAGACAUUCAAUUAUAAUCUUAUCAAGCUCAUCAUUGCUCUCAAUGAACAAUUCAUGCUAGCAGGCUUACACCACGAAUCAUCGCUGAAACCAAUUAAUAACACCCCUCGCCACCACCGACGCAAAAGUCAUCAUGCUUCAGAUGCAGAAAAUAACAUCAUAAUUCGCACAAUGAAGCUUCGUCUAGACGAGAGCAAAACGUUUGGCGAGAACCUAAUUUUUAUCCUCAACAGAGCAUCACAUUCCACCUCCGAAGGCUUAUGUGUAUCACUCUUAAUUCUCAAGAUUCUAUACCUGUUGUUUACAACCCCAGGAACUCAUGAGUAUUUCUAUACUAAUGACCUGUGCGUCUUAGUCGACAUCUUCAUCCGGGAAUUGUCAGAUCUUCCUGACGAGAGUAAUGAUCUUCGCCAUACUUACCUCAGAGUACUCCAUCCGCUUCUAACUCAUACUCAAUUACGUAGUUAUCCCUACAAGCGAGAACAAAUACGACAUGUACUCCUGUCGCAUAUCAAAUACGCCCACUUACAAGACGUCAACGCAACCACCAGAAGACUGGUAGAUAGGAAUCUACAAUCUGAAUGGUGUCUUGAGCUCGAAAGGACAACUGACUCCCUGAGGAGACCUGGAUUGGCAAAGCUCAGCUGCGAGCCCAUGCGAUCACUUAGUGUGGAGACUGUUGGGAGUCAAUUAAGUGGUGGUGGGAGUAUUGCAGAGGUGAUCACAUCAAAUUCAGGUAGCAUGCCCCAAUCUGGUUCAUCGACAGCAUUAGGGGGAUCUCAUCAAUCUUGCCCCACAUCACCAUCGCCCAAUCUUCAGUCCCAUAACACUGCCUUAUCCAAUCCCCACUCUAUUUCACAGGGGGUCCCUUCAUCGGUUGUCCUCAAUAGCCUCUCCCAGGCGUUUGUGCAGGUGGUCAUCGCUGAAUCUCAUGAAUCUUCUGAGGAUUCGCAACUCACCCGGCCCAUUCAGCCUAUCGCAUCAUCACCGUCGUCACCGAAGGCGAUUGAUAGACCGCCUUCAAUAGUUAGUACUCGGUCGACCAGUCCAAACUCCGAUAACUCCCGAAGACCUAGUUCAUCUUGUUCCAUGUCACACUCUCCUGCCCGACGGCCUGCCCCUAAACCCCCGACCUCAAAGCGCAAGGGACAGUCUAGUUCUCACCUAUCUCCUGACCCGAAUCCGGCCGGGCCAAGUUCUACUGGGAUUCCCGCAGCAAGACAGUAUGAGAACGAUCAGUAUUACGUGCCUGCUAGGCUGACAUCAACGGAAGGGGGAGAGUUGGAGGCAUACCGACGGGCAUCUGUACCCAUUCCGGACUCACUGAGCCCCUCGUCAUCACACCGGCCCAGUCCCCGUCCGCUGGAUAAGCCCCUCCGCCGAGCAGCGCCUUCCCCGCCCUUGCCACUCAGCCCAGCCCACCCUGACGAACCUAGACUGCAGCAGAGCAGCAGGAGGAGGAAAGCGCCCCUGCCGCCAACAGAGCCUUUCAGCAAACUCCGAUCUACUAAGAGUAGCAGCCAUCUGACUCCGCAUUCCUCUACUCCCAUCCCCUGCACACCCACUUGGAAAUCUGUACACGGUCGGGUUGUUUCUCUCUCCCGUGAUAAAACCGACUCCACCCUUGCCCCUUAUCCUGAUUCUCAUGUUGAUAAAAGUGAUAAUAACCCCUUUGGAGAAUAA
Molecule: messenger RNA, 2403 nt
Organism: Puccinia graminis f. sp. tritici CRL 75-36-700-3
Lineage: Eukaryota; Fungi; Basidiomycota; Pucciniomycetes; Pucciniales; Pucciniaceae
Exons: 6
Coding region: 1-2403 (800 amino acids)
Biological process (GO): actin cortical patch localization; actin cortical patch assembly; endocytosis
Cellular component (GO): actin cortical patch
Molecular function (GO): Arp2/3 complex binding
Source: RefSeq, a predicted model, not a curated record